AGUUAGAAACCAAUCGGCGUUACUACAGUAACCAGCGUCGUAGUUCCGUUCACUCGUGGUAAUGUGAUUCGUUCUCUCGACGUAUAAACGGUCCGUCACUUACUUGUUCGUACGCUUGUUCACAUUGGCAUUUCUUCUCUCUUGCCUUUUCUUUUUUUUUUUCUUACUUUUUGCCAAUAGGCCGGGACUGUAUGCACCGGAGACACAUGUACCCGUUGAUAGCGCAUCUAGUACAAAUCAUAGGAAAAUAUCAACGUUGCUCGGUAAACCGGUUUCACCGCAACCAAGCGGUGACCCCCUCGUGCUCGAGAAUGCUUUAAACUGUGACAAGUAUUUUGUGCUCACAUUCAUAGAAACUGUCGGCUCGUGCGUGCGCGAACACGAAACAACCCCGCGGGGUUUGGACGGAAGUCAAGACGCCGUUGCUGCAAGUGUGAGAUGGACGAAGAAGAAAUUGACGGCGUGAAGUCGCCCAUUAAAAGACUUGGCUCCACGCGGAAACUGCUCGUCUUUAACAACAUACGGCUGCAGUUAAACGAACAGCUGAGAUGUCUCGACGUCAGGAUGGAGGCCCAAGUCGCCAUCGUGGCAGAACUUCAGGAUUUUUUUCGACGGAGAGCCGAACUGGAGCUCGAUUACAGCAAGUCCCUCGACAAGCUGGCCAGAAGCAUACAGCUUCGACACAAGGAGCAAAAACAGAAGCGAGAACAGUGGCCCCUAUUCUCGAGCUACGCUUGCUGGCAGCAGCUUAUCAACGAAACGAAGUCCUUAAGCAGAGAUCAUGCCGCUCUUUCGGAAGUAUACAGCACACAUCUCGUCGGUCGUCUCAAUCAAGUGAUGGAAGACGUUCAACGGAUAUACAAGCGUUGCCGUGAAAUAGGCUACGAGACGCACGAGGAGAUUCUGCGAGUACUCGACGAGCUGCACACCACGAUGAAAACGUACCAGGCAUACCAGACAGGGUCACGGCAAGCCGAAACGAAGCUUCGAGUCGCGGAACAACAGCGCAGCAAGCUGGAGGUAGCGAACGCCCCGCCCGAGAAGCUCGCCCGUAGUAAGAAGUACAAGCUGAUGGAAAAGGAAGUGAACAAGAGGAAAGUCAAGUACCAAGAAGCAAAGCUGAAGGCUCUAAAAGCGAGAAACGAGUACAUUUUAUGUCUCGAAGCAUCGAAUACCACAAUACACAAGUAUUUCGUGGAAGAUCUUUCAGACCUCAUUGAUUGCAUGGAUUUUGGCUUUCACAAUUGUAUUGCCAGGGCGCUGCUUAUGCAUUGUAGUGCAGAGGAAGGUAGGCAGCGUUCUCUACAAUCCGGUGCUGAACAGUUGACUGCCUUUGUCAGUGCUUUAGACUCGAGGGCAGACAAACAAAGGUUUUUGGAAUCUCAUCAUUCCGCGUUUAUGAUUCCAAAGAAAUUCGAAUUCCAAGGACAGCGAGGAGACGAGACUCCUGAACCAGAAUUACAAAAAUUGUUACACGCUGAAAUGGAGCAACGACUGACUCAAUUGCAACAAAGACUAACGUCCCUAAGAACCGAAUCUGAAGAAGUUUGGAAAACUUUGGAAACAGCAGAAGCUAGUCUACUCGAGAUGUUAACCGCGAAAGAUUACGACUGCUCCAGAUAUUUUGGAGAAAACGCUGUGCCUACUUCCAGACCUCCAGAAACCGUACAAAUCAAGCUCAGAGCCGACAAGCAAGAAACUGAAGAAUUCUACCUCACGAAAUUCAGAGAAUAUCUUCUUGGAACCUCAAGAAUAGCUAGGUUAGACGCAAAACAAGAAUACAUUCGGCAGAGCUUGAUGGAUGGGUCCACUGCUAGCUCAAAUCCAUCAUUAUCGACAACGAAGCAAAAGCAAGCUCGGAGAAAACGAAUCGGUAGAUUGCAGAUGAAUGGCCAGCCAAAACUCUUCGGUGGAUCAUUAGAAGAAUAUUUAGAGAGCACGAAUCAAGAGAUACCUCUUAUUAUGAAGAGUUGCAUUCGAGUGAUCAAUCUAUAUGGUCUUCAUCAUCAAGGUAUCUUCCGUGUCUCAGGCUCCCAGGUGGAAAUUAAUAACUUCCGGGAGUGGUUCGAAAGGGGAGAGGAUCCCUUGGCCGAUGUCACAGACGCAUCGGAUAUUAACAGUGUUGCUGGUGUGUUGAAGCUGUAUUUAAGAGAACUCAGGGAGCCACUGUUUCCCAUUAUUUACUUUGAACAUCUAAUGGAACUAGCACAGCUAGAAUCGAAGCAAGAGUUCGUUAACAAGAUGAAGGAACUGAUUUCCAGUCUUCCAAGACCAGUUGUUAUAGUAAUGCGAUACCUUUUCGCCUUUCUUAAUCAUCUUUCAGAAUUUUCGGACGAAAACAUGAUGGACCCAUACAAUUUGGCAAUUUGCUUCGGACCCACCCUGGUGCCUGUUCCAGAAGAUAAAGACCAAGUGCAGUAUCAGAACCAAGUGAAUGAACUCAUCAAAAAUAUCAUCACAUUCUGUGAAGAAAUAUUUCCAGAAGAUAUUGGAGGUACUCAAUACGAAAAAUACAUCAGUAGAGAACCCGAUGACGUAGACGUGGGAGAUUCACCGACAGACCAGGUCCAAGAAGAUAUGGACUCCGAGGUUUAUCCAUCUGAGGAUGAAUCAGAAAACCUCGAAGCCACAGCGCAAUUCGAUUUCAAUGCACGGUCCGAAAGAGAGUUAAGCUUCAAAAAGGGAGAUACUUUGACUCUAUACACACAAGUCAGUAAUGACUGGUGGCGAGGUGCCUUGGCCGGUAAAGAGGGGCUUAUUCCCGAUAAAUAUAUUAUGAUCAAGAUAAAGGACGAAGAACGUGAAAAGGAACUCUUGAAGUCAUCGAGUGAAGAAUCAAUGCGAAGAAGAACUUCCAGCUCUGCUGAUAGUGUUCUUUCAAGUAACAAUUCACCACUGAUGGGUCCAUCCGGAAAUGUAACUACUUGGUCCUCUAGUACCACGUCCGAUGUGCAGUCUACCACGAAUAUAAUCACAACAGAAAAUAGCAGUAACAGCGGUGUUAUUUCAACGGUCGUGACAAAUGUCCCUUGCAUCUCAUCGGCUCAUCCUAUCAUCAGUCGAGAGGAAGGCGCAUCCCGAGUGGCAAAAGUAUCGACACCUGAAAAAGAGAAACUCGUCUUCGCUUCGGAUCAUCGUGCAGACACCACAUCGGUCAUUAUUGGUAAUAACGGGGAAAACGAAAAGAUAUCAGACUUCAGCGAAUCAUCGAUGCAACAGCAACAACGCAACGAAGAAGCUGGCGAAGAAGCAGAACAUAUCUCCUUGAUGAGCUUGGACGGCGGAGGAAGGCGUGGAACUAGUAGAAAACAACACUGGAAAUCCCAAAGCAUAGGCGACACUGUGCAGCAAACGGGAAACUCUCUUCAAACAAACAACGCCAUUUCACAGGAAGAAACACCACAGGAACAACCCACAUUUUCGGCAAAUCGAGAACUCUGGCAAAGAAGAGCAACGUCACAAACACAAUUAAACACACCUGCGCUUCCGAAUCAUAAGAUUUUUCGUACUUCCCAAGAGUUUCGCGAAAUGCGUCAGAAACACACGCCAGAUCUAGUAAUGGAUCUACCUUUAUCAGCACAGGACGCGAGCAAAAAAUCCGCUUCGUCAAGUAGUCUAAGCAGUUCGGACGAGGAGACUCCUACCCAACCAUCUCGCGCAGAAGCAGCCACAUCGCCUACUGGAGGACCCGAGUCUCCUGAUAUGAGCACUGCUGCGGAACGGUUUGCUAAGCAGAAUCAAUGUACUCUAAAAAAAAACACAAAAUCGAAUCCGGAUGCAUCCAAGUUUAAACGCGUGGAAACCGAACAUGACCCUGAGCAAGAAACCGAGGAAAUUGUCAGAUCGUCUAGUUCUAAUCAAAUUUCGGAUUCGAUAUCUUUGAGAUCGCCUCUCCCGCCACGCUCGACACCUAAGAUAGUUGCAAAAUUUGCAGACAUGCACCUAACUGGCGGUAGUCAGGUAUCCUCGUUCAAGCCACAAGUAAAAGUGAAGCCAACGAUUCUCAGAAAACCGGUAUUGCCAUUCCCACACCCACACAUGAGCCCUGAGCUCGCGAGGAAAAUCGAGAAGCAGGCGCAGAGCGCUGAACAAACCAAUUAAUUGCUGCCCAGGGUAUCACAUACAGAGAGUUUUUAGCAGCAAGGAAAUAUUUAUUUUCUGCGAUCCAUGCGUGUUUGAGUAAGGUUUCCAGACGCGUAGAUUUGACACUAACUUUCCAUUGACCAGUUACUCCGCCCAAUCGCAAGGACACAAAGUGUGUUAGUUACAGUACCCAAAAAGAAAGGAAAGCCGGACAGCAUCGUUCCUUAAUAUAGACAAACGUGUACACGAGUUUAGAUCGCCCGCAAAACGUUACAUAUAUAAGGUUCGAUGCUGUCCUCGGGCCGAGUUUAUUUUUUCUACGACUAUUUUCCAUUUUCGCAUAAUUUUUUUACCAAAUGACACGCGAAACGAUGUUUCUAGUCAUCGAGCGACGAUUGAAAAACGAUGCGAGAAAUGUGUGAGCGAGAAAAUACAUCGAAAAAAACUUUAAAAAACAUUUUUAAUAAUGCGAUUUCGAGAUUAAGUAGUUUUUUGUCGAGAGAGAGAAAGAGAGAGAGAGAGAGAGAGAGAGAGAG
This is a messenger RNA of Habropoda laboriosa, 4619 nucleotides long. Its product is annotated as SLIT-ROBO Rho GTPase-activating protein 1-like. Lineage: Eukaryota; Metazoa; Arthropoda; Insecta; Hymenoptera; Apidae. Gene Ontology annotation, molecular function: protein binding. The transcript is spliced from 13 exons. The record is from RefSeq and is a predicted model, not a curated record. Gene Ontology annotation, cellular component: cytoplasm. The coding region runs from base 439 to 4101 and encodes 1220 amino acids. Gene Ontology annotation, biological process: negative regulation of cell migration; signal transduction.